Messenger RNA from Ixodes scapularis (black-legged tick), 2634 nucleotides. RefSeq lists its product as uncharacterized. The record is from RefSeq and is a predicted model, not a curated record. The transcript is spliced from 2 exons. Lineage: Eukaryota; Metazoa; Arthropoda; Arachnida; Ixodida; Ixodidae. Bases 179 to 2242 code for a protein of 687 amino acids.
CGGCUCUACCAGCUCUACCGUAUAUGGUUUUCUCAAGCUUGUCCUGGAAAGCCAGUUGUGUUGGUUGUGUCGUCGUGUUUCGUCGUCGUUCCCGCCAAUUCCUUCCGCACUGUUUUCCAAAACGAACUCCGGGGUUUGGGAGUACAUGCAAGCACUGUGAUGAGGUAACGUGACAAAAAUGGAAAAAUAUUUAAGUUCAAAAAGAAGGCGCCAGUUUCGCUUAAUUAAGUAUGCUGCCUCAUCAUAUAUGAAAGAGGUGGACACGCGUAGUCAGAUUUUGGAGACUGAAGUCUCUCUUGAAACCGCAUGCCUGAGAACUGAACAUGUUUCUUAUCCUCCUAUUUCGGAUCUAAACCAAGCAGCUUUGCGUCGUGAACCAAGUGAAGAAAGUUUUUUCACUAAUGUUUCUGUUGCAUCAGAAGAACUUGACGAACCAGAACUAGCUGGUACGUCACCUGCUUCUCUCUCUGAGGAGUACCCCAGUCAUGAUAUUAUUUCUGAUCUUCGUACAUGGGCAGUAUCUUUCAACAUUGAGCAUGCAGCUUUGGACGGUCUUCUUGGAGUUCUUAAACGGCGCAUAAGUGGCCUUCCCAGCAAUUCUCGUAAUCUGCUUGGUACGCCGAAAAGCACUCCCUCUGUGCCCUUGUCAAACGGUGACUACUGUCAUUUCGGCUUGGAGGAUGGCCUGCGCCAUGCUUUGCAGAUGUGGCCAUCUAUCACACUGGACACCAGAACUCUUGAUGUGUCCUUUAAUGUGGAUGGACUUCCUCUCUUCAAGAGUAGUAGCAGACAAGUGUGGCCUGUGUUAGGUUUGCUUCACCACCCACAAAAUAAGCUGCUGGACAGAGUGUUCGUUGUGGGCCUUUUUUGCGGGGCUUCAAAACCAAGCUCUGUGGAUGAAUAUCUUCAUCCAUUUGUUCAAGAACUUGAGUGCAUGCUACAGAGUGGCCUGGACUCUCAAGGGAUGCAUUACUCCAUUACUGUGCGAGCAGUACUCUGUGAUGCUCCUGCGAAAGCAUUUGUUAAGUGCACAAAAGGUCAUGGAGGGUACUAUGGAUGUGACAAGUGUUGCGCAUCAGGUGUAUAUUAUGGACGCAUGACUUUUCCUAACUUGAAUGCUCCUCUGCGUACUGACGACUCAUUCAAGGCUCAGUUACAAGAGGAGCACCACAAAGGGACUUCUCCAUUGGCAACAAUCGGGGUGUCCAUGGUCAGCAGAUUUCCCAUUGAUUAUAUGCACUGUGUCUGCCUCGGGGUGGUUCGAAAACUGAUAGGCUUGUGGCUAAGAGGACCCCUAUCUGUUCGACUUGGUUCAACAUCAGUCUCAGCUCUGUCUCGUGAGCUUGCUCUACUUGGGAAGCUCAGUGCCACGGAUUUUCAGCGAAAAUGUCGAGGCCUCCAAGAGUUUGAUCGCUGGAAAGCGACAGAGUUUCGUUUCUUUUUGCUUUAUGCGGGUCCUGUCACAAUAAGAAAAGUCGUGAAGCCAGAAGUUUACAAACAUUUUCUUCUACUUCAUGUGGGGAUUGCCAUUCUUGUAUCCCCGUCGAUGGUGCACAUGUUGGACUAUGCGGAGCAGCUGCUCCGUCUUUUUGUAAGGGAAUGCUCUGUAAUUUAUGGAAAGACAUCACUCGUGUACAAUGUGCAUCUGCUCAUUCACCUCGCAAAUGACUGUCGCCUCUUGGGACCCCUUGACAACUUCAGCUGUUUUCCUUUUGAGAACUACCUGGGGAGGCUGAAGACCCUUGUCAGAUCAGGCAAUAAGCCACUUCAGCAGCUACACAGAAGGAUCCUAGAGGAGAGGGCGUGCGCUGUAAGCCACACUCUCGAUACCGCUGCCUCCACCCAGGGUGAAUUCUGCGUGGUACCAUCAUCUUGUCACAUGAGUGGACCCACCGGUGCCUUGGCGAUCUGCUGUGAUCAGCAGUUCACCAAGGCACUGUUAAAGGGCUCUAAACUGAAUGUCCAGGGGCGAGACAACUGUGUCCUAAUUUCUGAAGGCCGUGUUGUAGUGCUUGCAAACAUUUUAACACACAGGGAUGAAGUACUGCUUGUAGGACAUGAGUUUAAACAUGUGCAAGACUUAUACCGCUAUCCAUGUCGGUCUUCCCUUCUGUCAAUAUUCUUAGUGUCGUGCCUAGACAGCAGAUUGCUAACCUUCUCUUCUGCGGACAUUCUUUGCAAAGGGAUGCUUUUUCCAUUCAGAGGAAAGCAAGCAUUCUUUCCUCUGCUUCAUCUCCUUUGAGCUGUCCGAAAGGCACUGCCUAACGUAAAGUUUGUCUACAACGUUAAAAAAACACACACACACAGACUUUACGUAAGGUGAUGCCUUUCCUCAGCCCUGGCCGUUUCAGUCUGAAUGAGCAUCAUACUGGCACAUGUUUCUGGAAUCACUACUGCGUGGUGCACAUUGAAGACCCUAGGCUAGUGGUGGCACUGCUCUAGCGAAAUUUCGCAUCUCCAGCGCGUGACAAUGUCACUGAGCCCUGGCAGACUAGACUCAUGCUGCCUAAACGACAGCAUUUUUUUCUACAAUGCUAUUGAAUGACUUUUGCCACUUUCCAGCUACUACAUAGUGGAAUUUCUCAAAGACAAGAGCACAUAUGUGGUGCCCUCUUGGUGGACUGCAAAUGAAGG